This is a messenger RNA of Pieris macdunnoughi, 1776 nucleotides long. NCBI's taxonomy places the organism in Eukaryota, Metazoa, Arthropoda, Insecta, Lepidoptera, Pieridae. The record is from the annotation of a GenBank genome assembly.
AUGUCUAAUGUUUCAUUGGAUGAUAAAACUAUGGCCAGGCAAAACGGAAUCGUUCAACCUCUGCUUACUGAUCUUUAUCAAAUAACAAUGGCAUAUGCAUAUUGGAAAUCUGGUAAAGUAAAUGAUGUUGCUGUCUUUGACCUAUUUUUUCGCACAAACCCAUUCCAAGGAGAAUUUACUAUAUUUGCGGGCCUUGAAGAAUGCUUAAAGUUUUUACAGAAUUUUCAUUACUCUGAAAGUGAUAUAGACUACUUGAGGCAAACAUUGCCAUCAACAAUAGAGUCUGCAUUUUUUGAUUACUUAAAAGAUUUAACCUGUAAGGAUAUCAUUUUAAGUGCGAUUGAAGAAGGGUCUGUUGCAUUUCCAAGAGUCCCAUUAUUAAGAGUUGAAGGCCCGCUGAUAAUCGCUCAGUUGUUAGAGACAACUCUUUUGACCCUGGUUAAUUUUGCAAGUCUUAUGUCUACAAAUGCAGCUCGCUACAGAAUGUUUGCUGGCAAACAUAUCUCUUUAUUAGAAUUUGGACUGAGAAGGGCACAGGGACCGGAUGGAGGACUUUCAGCAUCGAAAUAUUCGUAUAUUGGGGGUUUCGAUGGUACGAGCAAUGUCUUAGCUGGCAAGAUGUUCAAUAUCCCCGUAAAGGGGACGCAUGCACACUCGUUCGUGACGUCAUUCAGUACACUUGAUGAUAUAAAAUGCGUUACAUUGCAACACGCCGAAACACAAGAGCAAUGUAAUCUUCUAGAGAAAUCUUUAGAUUGGCGUAACAGGCUCUCGCUAAUAUUGGACGCGUCUCCCGAAGAAGCCAGCGAUGGAGAGCUGGCUGCUUUGAUUUCGUAUGCACGAGCGUUUCCUUCGGGCUUCCUCGCGCUGGUCGAUACCUACGACGUGAAGAGGUACCGCUUUGAUGGCUUGCACAGGCAACAUAUGAAUGGGCAUUCCGGCUACAAUAGCAACUGUGGAACCAAUGGUAUUACACCGGCUAUCCGUAGUAGAUGUGGAUACACGGUCGAACGCACACUGAGGAGCGGUUUACUGAACUUUUGCGCUGUUGCAUUGGCAUUACACGAGUGCGGAUAUACAGCUGUAGGGAUUCGAAUCGACAGUGGUGAUUUGGCAUACCUCUCAGUAUUAGCGAGAGAUACCUUCAAGAAAAUAGCUGAAACUUUCGCCCUGCCCUGGUUCGCUAAGCUGACAAUCGUCGCCUCAAAUGAUAUAAAUGAAGACACGAUAUUAAGUCUUCAUGAGCAAGGUCAUGCAAUUGACUGUUUUGGUAUCGGAACACAUUUAGUUACAUGCCAGCGUCAGCCAGCCUUGGGAUGUGUCUACAAGUUGGUAGAAAUAAAUGGACAGCCACGGAUCAAGCUCAGCCAAGAUGUUGGAAAAGUAACAAUUCCCGGUCACAAAAAGGCGUAUAGAUUAUUCGGUGCGGAUGGUCACGCGCUGAUAGAUCUAUUGCAACGUUCGUCGGAAGCGGCGCCUGAGGUCGGCCAGAAAGUACUCUGUCGUCAUCCCUUCCAAGAAUCCAAGAGGGCCUACGUUAUACCCAGUAAAGUCGAACAUCUUUAUAAGAUAUACUGGAAAGACGGACAGAUCACCACCGCACCAAAGCCGCUGUCCGAAGUUCGUGAAAGAGUUCAGGCCUCGCUAAGAACUCUACGUCAGGAUAUCAAGAGAAAUUUGAAUCCUACGCCAUAUAAGGUCGCAGUAAGCGAUGACCUCUACAAUUUCAUUCACGACUUGUGGCUACAAAACGCACCGAUCGGUGAAUUGUCCUGA